CGCGACGCGAACGCUCACGAACACGUCGUGUCCUCCUUCGGACAGGACUUUUUUUGUUCCUUGCGCGGCUUUUCACGCGACCUGGACGCGGCCACUGUUCCACUCGCGAAUUCAAUCCAGGUCGGGACUCGUGACAAUCCGCGUCGCGGAAGAAGCCGAUUUUGCGGAUCGAGAAUGAAGUGGUGAAAAUUUUAAUUUUGUGGUCGCAAUCGUCGAUUUCGCACGACACCCGACGGAAGUGCAUUCUUGCCGAGAAGACUCCUCGGAAGCUACCUCGGAGAAGAAGAUUGACAGCUAGCGAUAGUAAUUUCCCGUCUGACGUUUCGCGGCUCGCCGGUCUGUCAGUGACGCCGGAAGUUGCGAAUGAACGAUCGUGAAUGCGCAAAUCCCGACGUCAGUGUCCGUUGAUCUCGCGCUUCUUUGAUCCCCACGACCGCUCGUUUGUCCGAUAAUCUACCUUUUGUUUCGUGACGGAAUGUGUAAACACAUAAAUCGAGACGGGACGGGGAAUCGUCAACAAGAAACGAGGUUUUGAAAGCUGUGAUAAUUGAUCGCGUGCUCGAAGAUAAGUGGAACCUUGUCGUCGAUCUUAUUCCUGGACCAGCGCCAACCUCGUGCGCGAUGUACGUCAGUCCGAUCAGUUGAAAUUCUACUCUUCCGCAUCGAUCGUCGUCGUACGCAGUUUAGCUACCGUUUGCAUUUUUUUUUGUUUUGCAAAACACGACCGAUUUUCGAUUUUCUCACGCGCGAGGAUCGACAAUCGUCGUCGGUCGGGAAACCGGUAGCGAUUCUUAUCCGGAGAAACGAAGUUGAAGGCUAAAAUGCGCCUGGAGGCAGGGAAUAUCGGCUGCGUCGGUUUUGCCGUGCGAAAGGUACGGCAUUGUCGCCGCGCGGCGGUCGGCUUUUGACCUUUGCGCGUGCCGCGUAGAACCGGAAAAAAAAAUCUCGAGCGAAAGUCUCGACGGAACCACAGCUGCAGAGCGGAGCCCGGCUGUUCUUUGUCUCGUGCCGUUCGCGCCUCGAGGUCAUGAAGGUUCGAAGCUAUCCCGGCCGAGCGGUUCUGGAGGACCCGGAACUCCUGCUGGACCCGGACGCGACGCGCGGCCGCGCCAUGGAGCUGCUCUAUGAGGCCAGCUGGCGGGAAUGCGGGGUCAAUUGGACCAACGGCGGCGACGGUGGCGUCAGCAAAAUCGCCAGCCGACAGCAGGACGACGAGUCCUACACCAGACGGCCCUGCGUGGCCGAUAUGGUGUCGCAGCUAGAGGCCGAGCUGGAGGAUCGACAUCCGGACGAGUCAAAGGAGUCGUUGAUGAAGAAGGAGAUCGCGCGAUCUAGCCGCGGAUCUAGCAGCACCGACACCACCGACAGCGACUGUUCCGAGCUGAACCAGUCAUCGUCCAAUAACGCUCAAGGAGGCUUCCUCAUUCCGCGGCCGAGACUGAUCGUGCCGGUUCACACCUACGCGAGGAGAAGACGCACCGGCGCGCCGCAGCCCGUAAAAAGACGUCAAAUGCGCGAAGAGGGUAAAGUCGAGGUGUCGAGGGACGGCAAGUAUCUCAGCACUUUGCAGCAUGGGAAGGUACUGGGUGAGCUUGCGAUUCUUUACAACUGCAAGCGCACGGCAACGAUCACCGCCGCGACCGACUGCCAUCUCUGGGCCAUCGACCGGCAAUGCUUCCAAACGAUUAUGAUGAGGACCGGCCUCUCGAGACAGGCGGAAUACACGGACUUCUUGAAGAGCGUACCGAUCUUCAAAAAUCUGCCCGAGGAGACUCUGAUCAAACUUUCGGACGUUUUGGAAGAGACAUUUUACAAUCACGGGGACUAUAUAAUCAGACAAGGAGCGAGAGGUGACACGUUUUUCAUUAUCAGUAGAGGAGAAGUGCGUGUGACGAUAAAGCAACCAGAUACGACGGAAGAAAAAUACAUCAGGACAUUGAGAAAAGGUGACUUUUUCGGCGAAAAGGCUUUGCAAGGAGAUGAUCUCAGGACCGCUAAUAUCAUCGCUGACGAUCCAGAAGGAGUGAGCUGUCUGGUAAUAGACCGCGAGACAUUUAAUCAGUUAAUUUCAUCCUUGGACGAAAUCCGAACGCGAUACAGAGACGAGCUGGUAGAGCGUAGGAGACUAAACGAGGAAUUCCGGGAUGUAAGAUUGCAAGAUCUUCGGACUAUCGCGACUCUCGGCGUGGGUGGUUUCGGAAGAGUCGAAUUAGUUCAAAUUGCCGGAGACAGCACGCGGUCCUUCGCGCUGAAGCAAAUGAAGAAGGCGCAGAUAGUCGAGACUCGGCAGCAGCAACACAUCAUGUCGGAGAAGAGGAUCAUGAGCGAGGCGGAUUGCGACUUUGUGGUGAAGCUGUACAAGACCUUCAAGGACAGGAAGUAUCUGUACAUGCUGAUGGAGGCUUGUCUGGGCGGCGAGUUGUGGACCGUUCUCAGGAACAGGGAACACUUCGACGACGCUACCACGCGAUUUUACACCGCCUGCGUUGUGGAAGCAUUCGAUUAUCUGCACUCGAGAAAUAUUAUUUAUAGAGAUCUUAAACCGGAAAAUCUGCUGUUAGAUAAUCAAGGAUACGUCAAACUCGUGGACUUCGGGUUUGCUAAACGUUUGGAUCACGGACGAAAAACGUGGACUUUCUGCGGCACGCCGGAAUACGUGGCGCCGGAAGUUAUUCUGAACAAGGGUCACGACAUAAGCGCCGAUUACUGGUCUCUGGGAGUUCUCAUGUUCGAGUUGCUCACAGGCACGCCUCCGUUCAAUGGCACCGAUCCGAUGAAAACGUACAAUAUUAUUCUGAAAGGUAUAGACGCUAUCGACUUUCCCAGAUCUAUCACACGUAACGCGAUGGCGCUCAUUAAGAAGCUUUGCAGGGACAAUCCAGCGGAACGUCUUGGGUAUCAAAAAGGCGGUAUCAGUGAGAUACAGAAACACAAAUGGUUCGAUGGUUUUAACUGGGAAGGUUUGAGAACGCGAACGCUGGAACCCCCAAUACUGCCAAAAGUCCAAAGCGCUAUAGACACUGCGAACUUCGACGCUUAUCCGGCGGAUACCGAUCCGCCGCCGCCCGACGAUGUUUCCGGUUGGGACAACGAUUUUUGAUCGAAAAAACAUAGGUUUUUUUUUAUAUUUAAUAUUUGCGAUUAAUCAACUGGCAGGAAAAAUAGUCGUAAAAGAACAAUAAGAUCUCUCGAUGAUACGAGACAAUUGGCGGCACCUGCAUUUAUUUAUAUCUUCUCUCAUAUUACGUGAUACACAGAUUGCAGUCGCAUUUUAUCAUAUUUUAUUUACAUACAUUUUUCAUUUAUAUCUCUUACGAAAACAACGAGAGAGAUCGCGCUGUGAUAAGAAAAAUCAUGAACGUUUUUAUUUUCGGAACGAACGGAAUGAUCAAACAAAACUCAAACAAACAAAGGUUUUAGGCAAUCUUUUAUUUAUAUUGUAUGUCGCGUCUGUCGAGUUUAUCUGUUCUAGCGGUAAAAAUGUCCUCUCCAGUGUUGUAUACAUCGUAAUAGGAUACUUAUGCAAGUGUCAAGUGCCAUUAUUAUGCCUCGUAGAGGUGAAUCGAUACACAUCGUAUACUUGUGCUCAGAAACGCGGUCACGUCUAAGAAACAGCUCAAGUCCAAGGCCGGUUAGUCUAAUCUUACAUUAGUGAAU
Messenger RNA from Pseudomyrmex gracilis, 3657 nucleotides. It is a transcript of the gene for, whose product is annotated as cGMP-dependent protein kinase, isozyme 2 forms cD4/T1/T3A/T3B. The transcript is spliced from 9 exons. Bases 1028 to 3100 code for a protein of 690 amino acids. Gene Ontology annotation, biological process: protein phosphorylation. NCBI's taxonomy places the organism in Eukaryota, Metazoa, Arthropoda, Insecta, Hymenoptera, Formicidae. The record is from RefSeq and is a predicted model, not a curated record. Gene Ontology annotation, molecular function: ATP binding; cGMP-dependent protein kinase activity.